AUGGGACAUGAAAAUGUCACAGAAUUUAUCCUCCUGGGGCUUUUUACUGAUGAGAAUGCAAAACGUGCCUGCUUCGUGCUGUUUUUACUUUGCUACAUUGCGAUUCUCUCAGGGAAUCUGCUCAUCCUUCUCACCAUCAGGGGCAGCCGCCUCAGCGAACAGCCCAUGUACUUUUUCCUCAGCUAUUUGUCGUUGAUGGAUGUCUGCUUCACCUCCACGGUGGCACCCAAAUUGAUCACUGACUUGCUGGCCCAGCAGAAGACCAUCUCCUACAACAGCUGCAUGGCCCAGAUGUUUUAUGCCCACUUCUUUGGAGCCACUGAGAUCUUCAUAUUGGUGGCCAUGGCCUAUGACCGCUAUGCCGCCAUCUGCAGACCUCUUCACUACAUGGUCAUCAUGAGCCGACAGGUGUGCUCUGUCCUAGUAAUGGCUUCUGCUAUGGGAGCCUUUAGCCAUUCAGUCACACAAGUAUUAAUCAUUAUUGGACUUCCUUUCUGUGGCCCCAAUCAAAUAGACCACUAUUUCUGUGAUGUAUUCCCUUUGCUGAAGCUGGCCUGCACGGACACUAGACUAUGGGUGAUUGCAAUCAUUACUACCACAGGAGUGUUGUCCAUUUUGACCUUUGUUGCCUUGGUGAUUUCUUACAUCAUCAUCCUGGCCACCCUGAGGACUUGCUCAUCCGAGGGCCGCCGCAAAGCCUUCUCCACCUGUGGUUCACACAUCACUGUGGUCUUCAUGUUCUUCUUGCCCCUCAUCUUCACCUAUGUCCCCAUGGCUGAUUCUGUCAGGAACGACAAGGUCUUUGCCCUGUUUUACACCAUGAUUGCCCCCAUGUUCAACCCUCUCAUCUACACCCUGAGAAACACAGACAUGAAGAAUGCCAUGAGGAAAGUGUGGGGCCGAGAUAAACACUCUGUGGGAAAAUGA
Molecule: messenger RNA, 927 nt
Organism: Cervus elaphus (red deer)
Lineage: Eukaryota; Metazoa; Chordata; Mammalia; Artiodactyla; Cervidae
Product: olfactory receptor 4P4-like
Exons: 1
Coding region: 1-927 (308 amino acids)
Biological process (GO): G protein-coupled receptor signaling pathway
Cellular component (GO): membrane
Molecular function (GO): G protein-coupled receptor activity; olfactory receptor activity
Source: RefSeq, a predicted model, not a curated record